AUGGAGACAAAGUCAACACGACAGCCGUCAUUAAUUUCCAAAGCAAUAUUGGGUCUUGGAACUGGACAUGGUGGCAUCUCAACGGUGAAGAAUCUCUACGGUCGAGAUGGUGAGCUGAAUACGACAACUGCCGUCACCGUCGCAAAUGAUGCACGAGACAGAGUGUUGAGUUGCCCGAAAGCAUUCGCAGCUGGAUGGGCAAAUCGGAGGUCAAGAAGAAUCCCACCAGAUACUCAAUACUCAAAUACGAACAUCGAAAAGACAGAUGCUUCUCAAAAAUGA
Molecule: messenger RNA, 282 nt
Organism: Botrytis porri
Lineage: Eukaryota; Fungi; Ascomycota; Leotiomycetes; Helotiales; Sclerotiniaceae
Exons: 3
Coding region: 1-282 (93 amino acids)
Source: RefSeq, a predicted model, not a curated record